This is a messenger RNA of Perkinsus marinus ATCC 50983, 1267 nucleotides long. RefSeq lists its product as hypothetical. The record is from RefSeq and is a predicted model, not a curated record. The transcript has a single exon. Gene Ontology annotation, molecular function: RNA binding. Lineage: Eukaryota; Perkinsozoa; Perkinsida; Perkinsidae. The coding region runs from base 21 to 1193 and encodes 390 amino acids.
GAUUCUGUAGUACUCCCAGCAUGACUAACCCAACUGGUGAUGGUGCUGUGGGCGGUGGCAUGCUGCCUGAAAACGGCGUUGACAAGUUUCUGCAACAGCUCGUGACUGAGGGUAACGGUGGUGCUCCUUUACUGGAAGGGAACGCCGGCCCCGAGGGGUUUGUGAAGAACACAUUUUUGGAGUUUGGCGUUGCGAAACCAAGUGUCUUUAAUAGAGCGUCUACGUGUCCGCCUGGUACCAUGGAGGUUAACGAGGCCGCAGUGGGGAGUAUGCCUCCUGUUGGUGCUGAACUGGCAGCUUCGAUUGGGCUCGAAGCAGUUACUGAGGAACCUAAGAGUGGCUCGUUUUCUCCCUCUCCUCAAGUGGAUACGCCCCCUUUCUCACCAGGGUUCGUCCCCACGAAAGAAGAUAAGGGUAGCAGCGGCGAAACGGAGGAAGACCUCACUACGGUUAUGUUGAGAAAUAUUCCGAACAAGUAUACGCAGAGUGGGCUUUUGGAAGCGAUAGACGAGAAAGGCUUCAAGACUAUGUAUAAUUUCUUUUAUUUGCCGGUGGAUUUCAAGAAUGGCUGUAACAUGGGCUAUGCUUUUAUCAAUUUUGCUCAUCAUGAUUACGCGGUCAGAUUUAUGGAAGUAUUUGAUGGCUAUCAGUUGCCCGCGGUGCGAUCGGUGAAAAUAUGUGCUGUGUGUUGGGCUCGCGUGCAAGGUCUGGAGCGUAACGUUGAACACUACCGUAACUCUCCCGUGAAUGAGUUGCCAGAUCCUGAGUAUCGUCCUUUGUUGUUUGGUGCGGACGGCAGUGACCUCCCCUUCCCGGCUCCUGACCAGAGUUUCAAGAGAGCUAAUAUGCGGCGUGUAUCUGCGAUGGUACAGGGUGCUAGUCAUGUUACCCAUACUGAUGGUGGCGUGCGACCUAAUAGGCGUCAUACCAACAGUAGUGUACCGAACGCGGCCAACAAGCUUUUCAUUGGUGGGUUGAGCCCUGCUACUACUGAUGAAGAUAUACGAGCCCAUUUCUCACAGUUUGGGCAAGUGUUGUCCUCUACUGUUGUUCGCGACAAGAAAACGGGAAUGUCUCGAGGAUUUGGUUUUUGCACUUUUGCCAGCGAUGAAGUGGCGAGAUACGUGCUGGAGCAACGUCAUUGGAUCAACGGUCAAAGUGUUGGCGUUAGGCUCUAUUCCCAGGACAAAUGAUCCGUGAUGUGCGGUAGUGAUGCUGUGAAGUAGAGGAAGACGUAUCUGUCUUAUGCAUUCGUCGUAGUCGUCGC